AUGACGGGACAGGUGCAAGUUAAGAAGUCUUCGGAAAUUACGUCCCCGAGCGGUCCUCAGAGCGAUAGCAUGGAGCGCAUCCCCGCCAUCGUCGACAUGUCCGACCAGAUCUGUGGUACGGACACGAUCGUCUACGCUGUCAGCGGUCGAGGGGCUAUUGUCAGCGAGAACGGCAAGAAGAGACAAGAGUUGGCCCCUGGCGACUUUGCACUAAUUCCAGCAUAUGCUGAGCAUCAAGAGGUCAACGACGGCGACGAACCACUUAAAUGGAUCAUCACACGCGGCGGAAGGAGCCCUAUCGUCCACAACAUUGAGGGCUGGGGAAAGAGCGAAGAUCCAGAGAAAGCGCAAGGUGCGUACUGA
This is a messenger RNA of Boeremia exigua, 363 nucleotides long. RefSeq lists its product as uncharacterized. The record is from RefSeq and is a predicted model, not a curated record. The transcript has 3 exons. The coding region runs from base 1 to 363 and encodes 120 amino acids. NCBI's taxonomy places the organism in Eukaryota, Fungi, Ascomycota, Dothideomycetes, Pleosporales, Didymellaceae.